Messenger RNA from Tachysurus vachellii, 2288 nucleotides. It is a transcript of the gene ncaph2, whose product is annotated as non-SMC condensin II complex, subunit H2. The record is from RefSeq and is a predicted model, not a curated record. The coding region runs from base 172 to 1929 and encodes 585 amino acids. Gene Ontology annotation, cellular component: nucleus; condensin complex. Gene Ontology annotation, biological process: meiotic chromosome condensation; mitotic sister chromatid separation. The transcript has 20 exons. Lineage: Eukaryota; Metazoa; Chordata; Actinopteri; Siluriformes; Bagridae. Gene Ontology annotation, molecular function: chromatin binding.
GCGUCACUGAGGCGGUAAAAAAUUGAAUAUGGUGUUUACGCGGGCUGUGUUUUAGAUCAUCGCUUUAGCUCAGUUCAAGAGUUUCGGAUUUCUACUUUCUGUAAAGAGCAAGUUUCAUCUAUAACUUGCCGAGGAGUUCACUUCUUUAUAAAGACUUGCAGAUUUAUAGCUAUGAAUUCUGUGGAGACAAGGUUUGCUCACCUAUUACAACCCAUCCGGGACCUUUUAAAAAACUGGGAUGUUGAUCUGGCCACCCAGCUUGGGGAGUACCUAGAAGAGCUGGACCAAAUGACCAUCUCAUUUGAUGGAGGCAAGACCAUGAUGAACUUUGCUGAAGCAGCCCUUUUAAUUCAAGGCUCUACAUGCAUCUAUGGCAGAAAGGUUGAACUGCUUCACAGUUUGGUAUUUCAGACAUUGGACUACAUUUCAAACAAAAACCGCAGACGUGACAAGCAAGGCUCUGCAUCAGCAGAUGGUGCAACUGAUGGAGCCACCACAAACAACGAGGCAGAUGACUGUGAGUUUGAUGUACUGGGAGAGGAGCCUAGUACUCACAGUGUGGAGAUGAAAAGUGAUCCAUCUGAACCAGUGAAGAUUGUUCGGCUCCCUCCCGAGUCUCUGAUUCCUGCUGAAGCACAAGAAAAACAGAAGUAUCCGCUUCUCAGUCUUAAGGGUGAGGUUCUUGGCAGUUGUAAAGAUUUUCGGAUCAAUAACUUCACCCAAGACAUGAUGGGAAUCCUGCGCCUGGGUCUGGGUUCCUCUUGUGUUCAAUUCAACAGAGAGGCUUCAGGGUUGGGCAAGGCAGCGGCAGUUGGUGCUAUUGAUCAUUAUGAGAAUGAUGAUGAUGAUGAUGGCCAUGGUGGUGAGGAGCUUGCUCAUCUGGUGGACAAUAGUAUGGACAUGGAACCAAAGUCUGACAAGCAUAUCGAUAGACAUCAGGCCCCCAGUGUGAAGAGAAUGCUGCGUGAGAGGCCUACAGUGCAACCAGUUGCUGAGGAGCCCAAGCAGCUGCAGGAAACUGUGGAUCCUUGGAAAUGGCAUGACCCCUAUGUACAUAUAGGAGAGGAUAAACCCCUAAAAACUGGGAAGUGUUUCAAUGUGCCCGCUGGACUGGAUGAAUCGGGCAAAAGGAAACGGAAAGGCAACUCAAAAAUUCAGGAUUUCUGGGGCUGGUGCACAAGUGCUUAUGAGAGUAUGGACCGCAAGCUUAGAAAUGGACCUUUUUAUCCUGAAUUCAACUACAUGUAUGUGAGCAAGAUGGGUCAGCGGCUUAAAUCAAGGAAGAAGUUUCUAAGAAAAGCGGGUGUGCACAUCUCUGAUGAGGAGCUCAGAAGAACUUACUUGGAGCCAGAGAAUCAAGAGGAAAAAGAUGAGGUGGUCCGUCAUCCAGACAUGGAUGGUGAUGACUUCUCAGAUCAUGAAAAUGAGAAUUUGGUUGAAGAUCAUGGACCUAGAGACAUUAGUGAACAUGGCCCAGUUUUCACUGACUCGCAGAUGGGCCGCAUCAGUUAUGAGGACUUGGUCAAAAAGAGUGUGGAGAUGUUCUUAGCCAAUUCCCAGAAGUACGCUCAGGAGACAGAGCUGUCUCGCAGAGUAAAGGAGUGGGAGGAUGAGAUCAACCCUCGGCUCUUGGUUCAGGAGGACCGUGGGGUUUUUGACAUUCAUGACUAUGGCGACCAGAUUGUCCAUGCGCUUGGUGCUGUUGGGACAAGGCGAUCAUUUGCAUCGGUUGUCAAAGGCAUGGAAAACACAGAGGCCUGUAGAUACAUGCUGGCUUCUCUUCAGCUGGCCAAUGACUACACCAUAGAGAUUGAUAAGAGACCUGGACUUGAGAGCAUAGAUACCAUUCACCUGACGUUACUGACCAAACAGCGGGCACAUGAACGCCUCAAGACCUACAGUGCCCAUCUGGAGCAUGACCUUCCUUGAAAUUUCAGAGUAUUUAUCCUGGCUCACUGCCUGUGUAUGAUUAAAAUAACACUGCAAAAGGACAUUUCAUUAUUUGGAACAGACAAACCAUUCCAUUUGGUUCCUUUGUCAUUUGUUUUUAAAGUGGGGCUUAAGUACAGUUUUUGGGAAAUCUAGCUCUGUGUGUACAUGUUCUUCAUUAUGCACAUUUGUACAAUGUAAUGUCAUUUGUGUCACUGUCUGAUGGCUUUUGAAUAUUAUAUAUUUUAUUACAUAUAUUGUUUGCACCUGGCAUUUAAACCAUCGACUGCCAUAUUACAUUUAUACUGAUUAUGAAUCUUAAAUGUUUGUCUUUUAUCAACAACGUAAUAAAGAACAUG